This is a messenger RNA of Papaver somniferum (opium poppy), 621 nucleotides long. RefSeq names its product proteasome subunit beta type-5-like. The transcript is spliced from 5 exons. Bases 1 to 621 code for a protein of 206 amino acids. Lineage: Eukaryota; Viridiplantae; Streptophyta; Magnoliopsida; Ranunculales; Papaveraceae. The record is from RefSeq and is a predicted model, not a curated record. Gene Ontology annotation, cellular component: proteasome core complex.
AUGAGAGGGAUCGUUCUAAAUAUUGACCCGUAUUUUGUUAGAAAAUGGGGUCGAGCUGUGGGUGUGCGCUUUAAAGAGGGAGUAGUUUUGGCAGCACACCGUCUGGAAACCUUCAGAGAAAACUCUGGAGGGCAAGACACCUUGGUAUUUGCCAUGACUGGAGAUCCUGUACGAGCAGAGAAAGCAAGACAGGGUUUGAUCCAAAAGGUAACUUAUAUUCUCUCAGAUGAAAUGGGAGGGAAUUUGUUCCUUGUUUCUUUUGCAAACACAAGUGUUUCGUUUAAACCGGAUGCAUAUGCUGCUGGAUCAGGAUCAAUGUCUUCGCAUGCGGCCCUUGAUAUGCUAUAUGAGAAGAAUAUGUCACUAGAAGAGGCAACAGAUCUCGCCCUACAAGCUAUCUAUGAUGCUGCUUUUUCCCAUACAGUGGACGGACAGGCAGUUGAGGCAGUUGACGGAGACGUCACUUUCAAGCGUCAUGAUGUCAAGGAUCUACAUGCAAAAUAUGGCCACCUGGUAGCAUCUUUCUUUAUAUUAAGAGACCCCAAAAAGCCACAUGUCGUUCCCACAAUCAUUUUGGUUUGUGUUCCCACAAUCAUUUUGGUUUGUGGUGAAGCCAUGUAA